AUGAAACUUCGACUAGGAAGUGACAUGAAUAGAACAACGCUAGUACUUGUUAUCGCUACUGAACCAGCAUCUACAUGCCAGCUUCCACCAAUUGUCUACCAACUAUGGACUCUGGCGAACAAUAACACUUUCUCAUUAACCUACUAUGGCGGCAUUUAUCGACACCUACUCACACCUUCGUUUUCUGUUCUGUCUUACACAAUUUUCGAACUAGAAACCAUCAUCAAGACGAAGGCCAACGCCGAUACCUUUUUCGACUUCGGUGGUCAAACAUCGCCAGUGCCGCCUCACAAGCAGACCUUGGCGGCAGCAGACGAGACUUUGAGGCUACCCUCCCCAGAAGCGACACACUCGGAACAUAUGGCUCCUCCAAGUAAGCUUCAUAGGGCUGGCAUUCUAGUGAUGCCCGCGUCCGUGUCGCUUCUCAAUACCUUCAACUCCGGCCUGCUUACCGUGGCUCCGCCUGCGAUAGCCAGGGAGCUCGACAUUGCGCCGAGUGUGCAACAGUGGCCAGCAUCUGUCUAUGCUCUAGGGUUUUCGUGCGGUCUCCUUCCCCUUGGCGCCAUCGCCGACGUUGUUGGUAACCGUCCCGUCUUUUUGACGGGCCUGUUAUUAUAUACGGUCUUCACCUUGGCAGUGUCGCUCAGUCGCACUGGAGGAGAGCUCAUCGCCUUCCGCACGGCUUACCCGCGGGUCGCACCCGCAAUGUUGCUUUUGCGGUCUUUGGUGGCGGUAAUCCAGUUGGCUUCGCCAUGGGGCCCUGUCUUGGGCGGUGUCUUUGUCCAGGCCGCGAGUUGGCGCGCCGGCUACUGGAUGUCCACCAGCGUCAAUGCGGUAUUCAUGAUCCUCGCCUUCUUCUGUCUGCCUAAGCUGACAAACGGCGUCGCCAGCUUUGUUCGCCGGCCUCACUCCAUUGCCCUGUCAAUUGUUGCCGGAUUGCUUGUUCCAUUUUACGUCUUCUGGGAGAGUCGUCAGGAGAGACUUGGCCGCCCAGCCGUUCUUCCAAAUAGCAUUUGGCACCGACUCGAGUUUGCAACCGCCUGUCUCUCCGUCUUACUCACCUGGUCCUGGUUCAACGCCUUUUCGUACUGGGCUACUCUUUAUUAUCAGGAGUCCCAGCAGCUAGAUGCCUUGCAGACGGCUCCUAAUUCAUGGACAGAGUCGACGCGGAAGUCUGCCUUCCCGGCCAUGAUCAUGAGCGUCAUCAGCACCGACCUCCUCUUCAACAUCAGCAACCUGAUCAUUACGAAUAACUUCCCGAGCAAGAGCCAGGCUCUCGCAGGUGGCGUCUUUAACACUGUUGCGCAGUCAGGCAACAGCAUCGGCCUAGCUGUCACUGCUAUGAUUGCGGCUUCGGUAAUUACAGGAAGCUGCUGGAAGCGAAAAAAUGGCUACGAGCGGCUUCGUGACAUUCAAUUCUUCUCUGCUGCAGGGCUACUGGAGCAGAUUUUGGACAUGCUUCGCUGCUGCUGUUGUGGUCACACUGAUCAGUUCGACUGGCUUGCGAAAAGCUGGGAAGAGCCUAAUUCGAUAUCGAAAAUCCUCAAGGAAUUCAAAUUCCGCCUCGGAUUCGGGUUGUUGGGAUAG
Colletotrichum lupini is the source of this 1587-nucleotide messenger RNA. RefSeq lists its product as uncharacterized. The record is from RefSeq and is a predicted model, not a curated record. Gene Ontology annotation, biological process: transmembrane transport. Lineage: Eukaryota; Fungi; Ascomycota; Sordariomycetes; Glomerellales; Glomerellaceae. Gene Ontology annotation, molecular function: transmembrane transporter activity. Gene Ontology annotation, cellular component: membrane. The transcript has 10 exons. Bases 1 to 1587 code for a protein of 528 amino acids.